Macrobrachium nipponense is the source of this 6625-nucleotide messenger RNA. RefSeq names its product protein AF-10-like. NCBI's taxonomy places the organism in Eukaryota, Metazoa, Arthropoda, Malacostraca, Decapoda, Palaemonidae. The transcript is spliced from 13 exons. Gene Ontology annotation, molecular function: histone binding; nucleosome binding. Gene Ontology annotation, biological process: regulation of transcription by RNA polymerase II. Gene Ontology annotation, cellular component: nucleus. The record is from RefSeq and is a predicted model, not a curated record. Bases 134 to 3481 code for a protein of 1115 amino acids.
GAGCCCGCCCGCGUUACUGGAACUCUCGAGGUCUACCAUUUUGUUAUGUGCAUCAAAGUCCCAAUAUCUUGUCGUGAGUCCAGCCACCCCCGCGCCGUAAGAUGAUUUUAUCGCCCGCGAUCGCGUUAGACACAUGAAGCCCAAACAGGAAGAAGAAUUAAAGGAAAUGGUGGGGGGCUGCUGCGUUUGUUCGGACGAGAAUGGCUGGACGGAGAACCCUUUGGUGUACUGCGACGGGCAGGGUUGCACGGUCGCCGUUCAUCAAGCAUGUUACGGCAUAGUCACGGUGCCGACGGGAGCCUGGUUCUGCCGGAAAUGUGAGAGUCAGGAGCGAGCCGCGAGGGUUAGCUCAGGCGGGAGGCGCAUUUUUUCGCAGAGGUGCGAACUGUGCCCGAGCAAAGAUGGAGCGCUCAAACGGACCGAUUCUGGCGGCUGGGCGCAUGUGGUGUGUGCACUUUACAUACCCGAGGUCCGGUUUGGGAACGUCACUACAAUGGAACCUAUCAUGCUCCAGCUUAUACCUCAGGAAAGGUUUAAUAAGUCAUGCUAUAUUUGCGAAGAAAGUGGAAAGGAGAGUAGAGCAACGAUAGGAGCUUGCAUGCAGUGCAAUAAGUCAGGCUGCAAGCAACACUUUCAUGUCACCUGUGCACAAUCUAUGGGCCUACUGUGUGAGGAAGCAGGGAACUACCUAGACAACGUGAAGUACUGUGGUUAUUGCCAGUACCAUUUUUCGAAGUUGAGAAAAGGAAGUCACGUGAAAACCAUCCCCCCUUAUCGCCCAGUCCCCCACGAGGCCGGAGGGUCGGACGAGGAUAAAGGAACCGGAGAUGGCAGGGACCCCAAGUUAAAGAAGAAGACUGGGCGUCCGCCGGGCGCCAUAAAACCUUCCGGUCGUGAAGGAACGCCCGGUGGCAGCUCAUCCGGUCCCCCAGGGGUGUCGGACCGGCAGGAUAGAGGCCACAUAUCCUCUUCCGAAAGUACCUCCAUCACCCCCGGGAGCUCGGGCCUCGUGCUCUCGAGUUCUGUGGUCAAUAACAAGACGGAGGGGUUGUCGAAACUUCCCGAUCCGAGUUCUGUGAACAGUGCUUCCUUGACUGUUGCUGUAACUAAGCUCAAUCCUUCUGCCACACUCAACACAUUCACGUCAUCGAGUUCGUCGUCGUCCCACUCUCUUCCAACUUCUUCCCACGCUCCCACAUUUACUACCUCAUUGUCAUCGUCAGUGUUGACAACAUUUUCUCACAUAACCUCCUCGACAACAUCGCCGUCAACUACCUUAACGUCGUCGUCAUCCAAUUCGCUUACCUCCACACACUCGAGCAUCAUAACCACGGCGUCGUCGUCCGUCGUGACGACUGCGCCGUCACCCUCCCGAGCUAAAACUGCGGAGCCUCACCCACACACUACAGGUAGUACGCCGCACGAAAGCCCAAACCAGGCUUCCGUUUUGCCAAAUCAGAAUUCGAUAACGGACGAAAAAGAUAAAGACAAACAGCAGGAGAGAAACCGAAAGUUGAGAAGAAACGGACCGAGAACUCCAAGUGGUAACAGUAACUUUGGUGAUACAGAGUCCAUCGUUUCGAACGAGGAUACACAAAGUAGUGAUUUAGUGUUGAAUAUCUGUGAAGAAAAAAAUUUAAGUGCAGAAAAAGAAUCAAAUAAAAUCUCUAGUAAACCUCCUUUAGACUCCUCGGACGACGGUGGAAGUUUGAACGUUCAGUACACCCCAAAUAUAUCGUCGUCCAAAGGGACCUCGGACCCAUUCACACCAACAGCAUCAGACUUUGCCUCUAGUGAGCAGGGAAAGAGAGGGAGAUCUAAUAGCCAGGAGAGAGGUCGGAGAGCGAAACGCGGCAUUGGGAAGAGAGGUAGACCUGGAGGUGGCCGUGAGAGCGGAGGGCGGGACUCCGGAGCGUCGUCGCCCGAUUCCUUCACUUCAGAGUCGGCGCCGAAGAGGGGCCGCAAGAAAGGAGAUAGCAAAGAGCCGCUGUCUACAGUCAUCACGAACGGAGUAGGUGCCAACACAUUGCUGCUCGGCAAUCAACUCAAUCCGACCUCUGCCGACGCUCAGAAAAUGACGGACACGCUUCAUGCUGAGUUAGAAGCACAUUCCAUCUACAAGGAGGAAGAUAAGAUAUCCACGUUACUCGUUGGUCCGUCGUUACCAGGAAAGAAGGAGAACGCAAAUGGGAGUAAUGGAACGGCCUCUUCCCAACCUCCGCCUUUUCCGCAGAGCUUGGAACAACUCCUAGAACGUCAGUGGGAGCAGGGAAGUCAGUUUUUGAUGGAACAAGCUCAACAUUUUGACAUCGCAUCGUUGUUGUCCUGUUUGCAUCAGCUGCGGGAGGAAAACGUCCGGCUGGAGGAGACCGUCAGCUCCCUCAUAGCCCGCAGGGAUCACCUCUUGGCCGUCAAUGCGAGGCUUUCCGUACCGCUCAAUUCUCCUACUCUCGGAAACAGCUCGUCUUCGGGCGGCAGUUCAAACGCCUCGAACACGCCGGCGCCCGCCACUUCUUCCUCCUCCUCAUCCAUAACUCCUGCACCUCCGCCAUCGUCUUCUGUUCCUAGUCACGGUGGCAGUACAAGGCCUCCGAGUAGUGGGUCCGUGCCUGCACCCCCUCCCCCAAGGCCACAUUCUCAGGGACAUCACCCAACUGUUUCAGUCGGAUGUACACAAAUGCUGAACGAAGCAAUUUCAACAGUGGCGGGACGUCGACGGCAUCCCGCAGCUUCAGAGCACCCACACGGGGGCAGCCAUAGUGGUGGACCAGUACCACCUCCUGGCACUGGAGGGGGACACCGAGGCACGUCCCCUCAUGACAGGAGAGGCCCCUCGCCCCACGACAGGAGAGGAACCUCCCCUCAUGACAGACGCGCCCCGCCCUCUCAGAUGCCUGUAGAAAAUGGCUUGGGGGAGCCCGAGUACAGGUACAGGAGCCCUGGAACCGAACACCGACAGCAGUCCCCGAUGCUGCCUCCGGGCGCUCAGCCAAGUCCAACGUUAAGACACAGUCCUGCCAGUGGAAAUUAUCACACAAGUGUGUCCCCCCAUGGUGUGGCAUCCUUGAGUCCUUCAGGUGCUCCCCACAGCCACCCAGCUGCAGGGCACGCUCCUCCCCCACCGGGUCACGGACCUCCAACCCACGGACCCCCAGGCCAUGGGUCUCCACACGGCCCGCCUCACGGACCCCCGCACGGUCCGCCUCCCCCGAUGGUCUCUGUAGCCCAUAGCUCCGCUCACAGCGUGGCCAGUAGCCGGCCCUCGGAUCACCGGGGCGAGCUUGUGAGAUUACACACGGGUCCUCCCCCGCAACAUCCGGGGCCUGCCAUUGGGCCCGGCGGCUACCCUGUUUACCAAAUGGUGCCGGGGCCACACCACUCCCCAGUACAACCCAUGAAUCAGCCUCACCCACCACCUCAUGCUCAAGUGAUGCGGCAGGACUCGGCUCGGGCAGCUCACGGUCCAAUGGAGAAGAGAUGACAGCGAGACUCGUGGGCUAGAACCAGGAGGUAGUGAACGCCUUUUCCCACAACACUCCUCUCCCCACCGAGGGACUACAGUGCGUGUUUGUGUGGCUCUAAGCUCAUAAGAAUCUUAAAACUAUUCCCAACUGAAAAAAUGAAAAUAAAGAACCAAAGAUGACAACGAUUGUGCGUGGGUAUGUGAAAACACUUUGAAAGCAUUCUUGGGAAAGUCUUACCAGUUUCAAGUCUUGUGGUUCUCAAGUAGUUGUACCGUGACUUCUCUGCCGGUGAAUAGUACUGUGUUUAAGCACUUGAAAGUAUCUACGUGAUCAUACAAACAUUGGUCGUAGAAUAGGAGAGAGAGAGAGAUUGAGACAAAAAGGGUUUUUGAGUCUCGUGACUACCAUUGUUUCUUGGACUGUUUCACUUGUAAGUGUUAAUCAUUAGUUAAUGUCUACUGAUACAACAAAGUUGGGGCCCAGUUUCAGCACGGCGAACGCGUCGGAAUCGUUUAAAUCUCACACACACACACUCGAGAGAGAGACAUUUGCAGCAACAGCAGUCUUUUGGGACAUGCCAUAGUGUUUUGACAGAGAAGCAUAAGGAACAGGACUUUUCACCUUCUUGUUCUUUGUCAAGAUGUUUGCAAGGGCAAAAGUACAAAAUGCCAUUUAGUCACCUAGUGAUCUGCUACCACUGUGAAUACGUCGUCGUCAUCUUUCGAGGUGAAACGUCAAUGUUUAAACAAGUCUCCCUCUACUUUUUGCAGAGUUGGGGAGUAAAUUAAGAAUAUGUGAUUGUUGUUUUAUUUUUCCCUUCUCUACAUCCCUUUGAAUUCCUAGUUGAGAAUUCUCUAUACAGUAUAUAUAUAUAUAGACAUUAUAGAUUUUGUAUCUGAAGGAAAUUCAGUGUCCAUGUCCUUUUCGAGGCUGGUUUUUGUGAUGGAAUUCAAAAUGUCCAAAUGCUGUGGUUGACCAGGAGACUGAGAGUCCAAUUUAUUAUAUCGUAAUUUUAGCACCUCUACAUUUUUAGGGUUUGUAAUAUAUUACAAAAGUGGGUGAGUUUUAUUGAAGGUUGGUAAUGACAGUGCAAAAUACUAUUUGGGGCAAAGUGUGUAAAUAUGUUCAGAGCCUUCCAGUUUGUUAUUUUUUAUUAUAUACCGAAAGCUGAAAACUUGUGGUACGAUUUUGGGAUCUACAAUGAAAUUGAGAAAGGAAAAUGAUCCUUUUAGACAGAUGGGGUUGAGAGUAACACCUGUUUAUUUUGUGUUGGUGCUUUACUUUGAUUUACUUCAUUCUGUGCAAAGUCUUGAUGUGGCUAUGCCCUUUAUCAUUAUUUAUUCAUUGGCAAAGAAUACUGUUAUCAGUUGUCUCGUCUUGAUAACUGUGAAUUGCUGAUUUAUCUCCAUUGGGUUUCUCAUACCUUGGUUACUUUUAGUACAUUAAUGAAUCACUUCCCAUUUCAUGUAGUGUGUCUCAUUGGUUCUUUUCUCUUCUUUACUGUAUACUCCUUGUUUGUGAAGAUCUUAACAUUUGUACUGUAUUCAUAUUUUUACGUUUGAUAUAAUAGUACUCUAUGAUGAACUUUUUUUUUUUUUUUUUCGUACUCUGCCAUCUGCUUUGUAUGAUUUUGGAGAGGACUUGUAACUUUGAAUGCCGGUGGACACUGUAACUAUAAGCUUGAUUUGGUACAAACUUGUAUUAGAGUUCUAAUUCAGCUUCUUCAAUUUAUUUAGAAGAACUUUAGGUGUAACUCAUUUCCCAAUGUUGCUCGAUUUAGGAUACUUUUCUCAGAGGAUAUUCCUUGUAGAAUAACAAGUAUGUUCCUUGUUACAGUAAAUGAAUCGGGAGUGGAAGUCUCAUUAUCAAAAGGCCACACUGGAUUUAUGUUGUCGAGUGUUGUGUCGGGAGGUCAAAGAUUGGGAUAAAAUUUCAUAUACAACUUUGUGUUUGUUCAAGAGUUGAAAAUGUUUUACUAGCCGCAGUCUCUGCACUAUUGAGCGUCUCCAUUUUUUACUGUUCAAUAAGUUGUCAACGUAAUGUUCGUGUACUUUUGUCCGUGCAUAUGUUUAUCAGGCUCCAAACAUGUACAUCUUCAGUAGUCACAUGGUUUUUUCUGGGUAUUUGAUGAAAAGUUUACUUUGUGUCGGGUGCAUAAACAAGAUUUCAAACGAAUGUCCCAUUUCUUUGUACUUUGCCACUGGUGCUCGUGAAGUAAAUACUGUCUGGCCUCCAUUGUUUUGACUUCUGUAUUCUCUUUGAUCCACUCAAUAAAUUUCAACUUGCUGGAACUUAAUUUACACAGAUAUAUGUCAGUGAGCCUCUAGGCUGCAGAAGGGAUUUUUUUGUGAAGGUCAAGUAAUGGUAUUAGUCAGGCCUUGCUAAGAUUAAUGAGAAAUACUAGGUCGAUUGUGAUAAAGCUUACACAGUAUUUUAGCAUGUCAGUGAGAUUGAAGAGACGUUUUGCAGAAUGCUGUACGUACGAAACUUACGGUCUCUUAUGCAUUGGUUUUUUCUACAAACAGUUCCCCUCGAAACUUGUAUACUGUUAUUUUGCAUUGACAGUCCAGUUUUGUCCUAUAUAUUUCUUUGAAUUUAUUUUUGUUUUUUCACUCAAAAUGGAACCUUAAUUGACUUGGUUGAAGUGAUCAUCACAUUUUGAAUCUGUAAUCCUAGGGAUUGUGUUCGUUGGCUGGUAACGCAACGUAACGUUUAUUUUUGCAAGUUCUCUUGAAUCAAGAUGUCUUUCAUAAAAUAGAAGCAUUCACCCCUCCUUUAAUGUCUUGCAGCUAUUAAGUCUCUGAGUAUAUAUAGUCUUACAAACUUACAAACACUGUUAUAGAAAUGUAUCUAGUUACGGCCAAUCGUUUAGUUUAUACAUAGCCAUUACAGUUUUGCGCAGCAUCUUGUACAGGUACGAACGAAGCCCCUCCUAGAGAAAGUAGCUCCUUAUUUAUUUUCCACUUCGUACGAUGCGUGACGUAAGCAGACGAGGGCUUUUCAGAAACUCGUGAGUCUUUUUCUUGUAGAUGGAAUCUGUCCCAUUCUUCUAAGGAAAUCCUGGAAUAGUAAUUUACAUGAAAUAGUAUGUUGACUUUGGAAAAAAAUUUAUUUGCAGAAAAUUGUGUAAAUCUUUAUUGAAUAAAAUUAUUUUAAGAGGU